AUGGACAAGUCAUGGAUUGCGAAAGAUAGGGAUUCACUAGAAUAUGAAAUGGGGGUCGAGCAGUUUUUGAUAUUUGCUGAGGAGAACUCUUGUGACCCCAAAAAAAUCCCCUGUCCUUGUUCACGUUGUGUCAACUUCAAGAAAUAUCCCGUAAAGAUUAUCAGGGGUCAUUUGUACGAAUAUGGGUUUAGUUUAGGGUAUGUUGAUUGGAUUUGGCAUAAGAAAGAGUCUAGGACUAGGUCAGUAGUUGAUAGUAAUUGCCGAGGUCCUACCCCUGUCCCCGCUGCCCCCGUUGCCUCAGCUUCGGAAACAGUUAAUGUUUGUGAUGCUGCGUAUAAUUCAGGGGACUAUGAUAAUGAAUCGUACGAGUUUAGGCGGUUCUUGGCUGAUGCUGAACAACCUUUAUUCGAUGGUAGCGAAUGUACCAAGUUAGAGUCGAUGCUGAAAUUACAUAAUUGGAAAGCUAGGUUUGGAAUCAGUGAUAGUGCCUUCACAGAUUUGCUUUCUUCUGUUGGAUCACUCCUUCCCAAAGAUAAUGUCCUGCCACAAAAUGCAUAUGCAGCAAAGAAAACCUUGUCUGAUUUAGGCCUAGAGUGGAAGGUAGGAAAACAUGGUAAAGAAAGAGUCAAUGUUCCGGCAAAAGUCAUGUGGUAUUUUCCAAUUAUUCCUAGAUUUAGACGAAUGUUUAAAUCUCCUACCACCUCCGAACAAAUGACUUGGCACGCAAAGCAUCGAAUACAAGACGGGAAGAUGCGACAUCCCGCUGACUCGCCUUCAUGGAGAAAUAUUGAUUAUAGGUGGCCAGAAUUUGGUAGCGAAGCAAAAAACAUUCGCUUGGCUUUGUCGGCAGAUGGGAUAAAUCCACAUAAUAAUGGACUAACAAACAGAUAUACUUGUUGGCAGGUAGUUUUAGUAAUAUAUAAUCUUCCUCCCUGGUUAGCCAUGAAAAGGAAGUUUAUGAUGUUAACAAUACUAGUUUCCGGUCCGCAUGAGCCUGGUAAUAACAUCGACGUGUAUUUACAGUCGUUAAUUGAUGAUUUAAAGAAGCUUUGGGAAGAAGGCGAACCAAAUGUGUAUGAUGCGCAUAGUAAAUCAUAUUUUAAUUUGAGAGCAGUUUUGUUAUGGACAAUAAAUGACUUUCCUGCCUACGGAAACUUGUCUGGCUGCGUUAAUAAAGGUUAUAUGUGUUGUCCAGUAUGCGGGGAUGAUACCGUUGCUAAAUAUUUGAGCCAUAGUAGGAAGAUGUGUUAUUUAGGUCAUCGACGUUAUUUGCCUAGAAAUCAUCCUUAUAGGAGGCAGCGGGCAGCAUUUAAUGGAGAACAGGAGUUGGGGCACGCACGGCAACCUCUUUCUGGAGAAGAGGUCUUAGCGCAGCAAGAACGGAUUAAAUUUGAAUUUGGGAGGGAAGGAAGAAAGUCAAAGAAGGUGGACUGUCCAUGGAAGAAGAAAUCGAUUUUUUUUGAGUUGGAAUAUUGGAAGUUUCACCAUGUUCGUCAUUGUCUUGAUGUCAUGCACGUCGAGAAAAAUGUGUGUGAUAGUGUGAUUGGCACAUUAUUGAAUAUGAAAUUUAAGUCUAAAGAUACGGCUGCUUCUCGUCUUGACAUGAUUGAUAUGGGGGUCAGGGCUGAUUUAGCUCCUGAAGUCGGAGUUAGGAAGACCUACUUGCCUCCUUCUGUUUUUAAUUUGUCAAAGGCUGAAAAAAAGGUAGUUUUAUCAUCAUUAAUGCAUAUGAAACUUCCCUAUGGACAUGCGUCGAACAUAAAAAAUUGUGUUUCGAUGGAUGAAUUGAAGAUGUUUGGGAUGAAGUCCCAUGAUUGUCACAUCCUACUGCAGCAAUUACUUCCUGUCGCAAUUCGUUCGGUUCUUCCCAAACAUGUGAGGGUCACAAUAAUAAGACUAUGUUUCUUUUUUAAUGCUUUAUGCUGCAAAAUUGUAGACGUGUCGAAACUAGAUAAGUUACAAACAGAUGUCAUAGUGACCUUGUGUGACCUGGAAAAGAUCUUUCCAGCAUCAUUUUUUGAUGUAAUGAUACAUCUGGUAGUUCACUUGGUUCGGGAAUUACGGUUAUGUGGGCCAGUGUUUUAUAGGUGGAUGUAUGCUUCUGAACGGUUUAAUAAGGUAUUGAAGAGUUACGUAAGAAACCGUUAUUAUCCCGAAGGUUGUAUAGCAGAAAGCUACCUCGGAGAAGAGUCGGUAGAAUUCUGCCAAGAGUUUGUUAAUCAAAGUUGCACCACUGCUGGUAUUCGCAAAGAUGCAGGAAAGCUAAGUGGUCCAUUAUCUGUUGUGAUAAUGAAAUCAAUUGAAGAAAAAGAGCGAGAUGAGGCUCAUUUACAUGUGCUUCUAAACAAUCCUGAAGUACAUCCAUACAUCGUAAUGCAUAAGGAGCAUCUAGAGGAAAUAUACCGAGGAAAAAAGAAAAGUGUGCAUUGGCUCUUGAGAGAGCACAAUCGGCUAUUUGCUGAUUGGUUUGAGCAAAAAGUUAGUAGUGAAAUGAUGAAGAAUCCCCAAGACAUUUCAGAUACCAUCAGAUGGCUAGCCGGAAAGCCAUCAUUUUCUGUUUUUACUUACGAAGCUUAUCUAGUUGACGGGGUUCGAUACUUUACAAAGGAUCGAGACCAUGUCAGGGUUGUUCAAAACAGUGGCGUGUCAUUAGUUGCUAAGACGGUCCAAGUGUCUAGUGCCAAGGAUAAAAACCCCGUGGAGAGUGAUAUGACCUUCUACGGAGUGAUUUUAGAAAUAUGGGAGCUGGAUUAUCAUGCAUUCAAGGCCCCAUUGUUGAUCUUGUGUAACUGGGCAGACAAUGACAAAGGCAUAAAGGUGGAUGACCUUGGGUUCACACUUGUGGAUCUAAGUCGACAAGGGCACAAGAAAGAUAAAUAUGUCUCUACUGAUCAAGUUAAAAAAGUUUUUUAUGUUGAAGAUCCGGUCGAUGCCAAAUGGUCUGUUGUAUUAACCUCUACCACUCGAGAUUAUCAAGAGGUGUAUAAUGAUGAUGAUUUAGGAGACACAAUCAUGGAAAAUCCCCCAUUCUGCUCAGAUAACUCAAUUCAUAAUUCAUGUUUCUCAAAUCGUUCCAAUUUGAUUUAA
Daucus carota subsp. sativus is the source of this 3087-nucleotide messenger RNA. RefSeq lists its product as uncharacterized. The transcript is spliced from 4 exons. Lineage: Eukaryota; Viridiplantae; Streptophyta; Magnoliopsida; Apiales; Apiaceae. The coding region runs from base 1 to 3087 and encodes 1028 amino acids. The record is from RefSeq and is a predicted model, not a curated record.